Messenger RNA from Lactuca virosa, 1583 nucleotides. The record is from the annotation of a GenBank genome assembly. Lineage: Eukaryota; Viridiplantae; Streptophyta; Magnoliopsida; Asterales; Asteraceae.
UAAUAAAUUAUAGUCGCGUUGUUGUUGCCUUGGGGGCUCGGAGCAUCUCUCUUUAUCUGCCGUCUAGAUACGACUGGAAAAACAGUUUUUUCCCGAAUCAUUGUAAAGUUGUGGUCAAAGUUCAACAUGUACACUACAGAAGCAGUGAUCGAGUUUUUGGGUUGUGUGCCGUUGCUUCAGAGGCUCCCGAGCUUGUCUCUCCGGAAAAUCGCACAAGUUGUUACUGUUAAACACUACGAACCACACGAGUAUGUUGUUCGUGAAGGAGAGGCUGGGAAUGGAAUCUACUUCAUAUGGGAAGGCGAGGCGGAGGUGUCUGGCUAUGUCCAAGCAGAUGAGCAUAAUAGGCCAGAGUUCCAACUUAAACGUUAUGACUACUUUGGCAAUGGUGUGGCAGUAUCUGCACAGCAAGCAGAUGUCAUUGCACUUACUAAGUUGACCUGCUUAGUAUUGCCCCAAGAGCAUUGCAGUUUGUUGCAGUCAAAGUCGAUCUGGAGUGCAGACAAAACACUAGAAUCAUGUUCACUUGUAGAGAGCAUAUUGCAUCUUGAGCCUAUAGAAGUCAACAUUUUUAAAGGGAUCACGUUGCCUGAUGCUCCACGUUUUGGGAAAGUGUUUGGUGGACAGUUCAUUGGACAGGCACUGGCUGCAGCAUCAAAAACUAUUGAUUCACUCAAGAUUGUUCAUAGCUUACAUGUUUACUUUCUUCUUGUUGGGGAUCUUGAAAUUCCAAUUAUAUAUCAUGUUCAUCGCGUACGCGAUGGCAAUAGUUUUGCUACACGAAGGAUAGAUGCAAUACAAAAGGGAAAUGUUGUGUUCACAAUGAUUGCUUCAUUUCAGAAAGAAGAAGUAGGGUUUGAUCACCAGUUACCCUCUAUGCCAGCUGUCCCUGAUCCAGAACUGCUUUUAUCAAUGGAAGAUCUGCGUGAGAGGCGCCUUACCGAUCCUCGUCUUCCCAGGACUUACAGAAACAAAGUUGCCACAGCAAAGUUUAUUCCUUGGCCUAUUGAGAUAAGAUUUUGUGAGCCUAGCAAUUCAACCAACUACGAUAAACGUCCUGCAAGUUUGAGGUACUGGUUUAGAGCGAAAGGAAAACUCUCAGAUGACGAGGCUUUGCAUAGAUGUGUUGCAGCAUACACUUCAGAUCUCAUAUUUCUAAAUGUCAGUCUGAAUCCUCACCGCAGUAAGGGCUUGAAAACCUCUUCUGUUAGCUUAGAUCACUCGAUGUGGUUUCACCGGCCUUUUAGAGCUGACGAGUGGUUGUUGUUUGUGAUAUUGAGUCCAACUGCAUACAAUGCUCGUGGAUUCGUGAGUGGCCAAAUGUUCAACAGAAAAGGACAGCUUGUUGCAUCUGUAACUCAAGAGGGCUUGAUAAGGAAAGUCCGAAAACCACCUUCCCCUGCUGUUUCCAAGCUGUAAACUUAUACUAUACGUUUCUUUUAUGAAGCAAAAAAAAUCUUAGUAUUUCAAAUCUGUUAUUUAAUACCAAUAGUUAUAUUGAUUUAAUCGAAGAUGAUAUAUUCGAUAUGAGUUCCAAAUUCUUGUUAAAGUGUGUAUUGUUUUUUUUUUGACUCUUGUGUUUU